CGCUCCUCUCGGGACGCCUUGGUUGCGCAAUCGCGAAGGCCGCGCCGCUCCCGGAGGAACCAGGCCGGCCUGCCUCGGGCAGCGCCUUCCUCCUCCGCCGCCUCCUCCUCGUCGUCGUCCUCCCAACGGGCAGCCCGCGCCAGGUGAGCGGCAGCGGGCCCCACGCACUGCCCCCCGCCUGGCGGCGGCCUUCCCGUCCCCACCCAACGGAUCCUCGGCGGGCUAGCCGGGCCUACGGAGACGCCCCCGGAGGAAGCGGCAGGCCGAGCCCCGGGAACGCUCCGUGGGUGACUUCGGGGGUUGAACGCGUAAUUCCGCAGUUGGGUUUUGGGAUGGGACUGCUACUUCAUCGCCCUUCUCGAUCUCGGCUAUUUUAAGGUGUGGGGAAUUCUGGGAGUUGGAGUCCAAGCGCGUCAAGGCCUCUUUUGGGCUGGCUGGGGAAUUCUGGGAGUUGGAGUCUGCACGGCUCAGUCGCUGAGAUCAGGAAGAUACUUUAUCUCACAUUUUGCGAGGGGGUUAGAAUCCAAAGAGAGGCGCCUGAUAUCACACUAAUACACAUUUGCAUGGUUGAUUAGAUCCACAGCAUCAUUGGACAGUUAUUUCCAGGUCAAUAGGACCCAGCGAACAGAACCGUCACUUCUAGUAAUCCACAAUGACAGUAGCUCAGAUGAAACCGUGGUCCUAAGUGACUCUGAGAGUAGCGGUGACAGCAGCAACCUCACGGAGGACGACGAGGAACCAGCAAGAAGCUUAGAGGAAAUACCUCUAAUUGGCUUGGAAGCCCACAGGAUGUGUUCAAACAAUCAACGGUGGCUGCAAUGGCAUAAUUGAAGCUCUGCUCACGUUGCACAUUAAAAACAGUAAUUGUCUCAAAUCAAAUGGAGCCUCCUGGAGAUAAUUCUAAUGAGAUAGAGCAUCCUGAUUCUAGAGUCACUGCUUCCCAGCCAAAGAAGGUGAGAGAAGGUGAAGUUGAAUACCCGGGCCUUCAUUUACUUGAGCUACCUUCCGUAUUUUCUUUUUUCCAGACAACUCCAUUAAAGAAAAGCAAUCCGGUGGCCUCUCUAGUUCCUUUGGAAGAGGAAAGUGGGGAUACCUGUGCCAUCUGUUUCGAAGAAUGGACCAAUGCUGGGGAGCAUCGUCUCGCUGCACUGCGCUGUGGGCACCUCUUUGGCUACAGCUGCAUUCAGAGGUGGCUGAAGGGCCAAGUGGGCAAAUGCCCCCAGUGCAAUAAGAAAGCCAAACGCUCAGAUAUUGUUGUCCUUUAUGCCCGUACUCUGAAAGCACUGGACACCACUGAACAGGAAAACAUGAAAAGCUCUUUAGAAAAGGAACAAGUUCUGCGAAGGAAAGUAGAACUGGAAUCAGCACAGAGUCGCCUUCAGCUGCAGGUCAUGACGGUAGAGUGUAGCAAACUGAAGCAGCAAGUACAGGAGCUGAAGGCUUUGCUGGUCCGGCACGGCGCCAGCGCCUCCUCUCAGCCGUCCAGCAGUGCUGGCUCUUGCUUUCCCGGCUGCCUCUCCCCCAGCCAGGGUCAGCACAAGUACCAUUUUGAGAAAGCCUUCCUGGUCUCUCAGAUGGGCAACUGCCGGGUGAUGGCCUACUGUGAGCCCCUGAGCUGCCUUGUGAUCUCGCAGCCCUCUCCGCAAAGGACUCUCCUUCCUGGUUAUGGAAUUAAGAUGAUGAGCGCUAUCAACCUGAAGAGCAACCAGUAUGUCCCCAUCCACAGCAAGCAGAUCCGGAGCCUGGCCUUCAGCAACCGGGCGGAUGGUUUGCUCUUAUCUGCUUCUUUGGACAACUCGCUCAGGCUCACAAGCUUAACCACAAACACUGUUGUACAGACCUAUAAUACUAGCCGCCCCAUCUGGGGCUGCUGCUGGUGUCUUGACGACACAAACUACGUCUAUGCAGGGCUGGCUAAUGGAUCUGUCCUAGUCUAUGAUCUGCGGGACACAAACACCCACGUCCAGGAACUGGCUCCACCGAGGUCCAGGUGUCCUGUGGUAUCCUUAUCUUAUCUUCCUCGAAUGGCUUCAACCUCACUACCAUAUGGUGGACUGGUGUCUGGAACGCUGGAAGGAGCCUGUUUUUGGGAGCAGAAGUCUAGCAAUUCCUACCGACCUCACGAUCUCCUCCUUGAAUCCGGAGGUUGCAUUGACCUUCAGACAGAAGCCAACACACGGCACUGCCUUGCAACAUUCAGGCCCAACAGAAACAACAACUGUUUGCAGUGUGUGGUGAUGGAGCUGACAUCUAGUCGGCUGACAGACAGAGAUGAUGAAAUGGUCUGUUCGUGCAACCCCAUUCAAACUCUUACUGCGGGUCCAACGUGCAAACUCUUAACCAAAAAUGCCAUUUUUCAAAGUCCUGAAGAUGACGGCAGCGUCCUUGUGUGUGCGGGGGAUGAAGCAUCAAAGUCUGCCAUGCUCUGGGAUGCAGGAAGCGGGACUCUGCUCCAGAAACUGCCAGCUGAUCUCCCUGUGUUGGAUGUCUGUCCUUUUGAGGUGAAUCGCAACAACUUCCUUGCUACUUUGACCGAGAAGAUGGUGAAAAUCUACAAGUGGCAGUGAGCGUCUCUCUCGCCUUCCCAGCCUGAUCCCUGAGCAGAGGCUUUGCUGCUAAUUGGAUGUUGGCUGUCUUGAAGACAGGAUUAUUUCUGAGCCACCUUAGAUCUGUUCUUCGGGGUAAUUUAUUUGCUUCAUCUCUGCUCAUCUUUUAUCCCUGUUUCCCCCAAUCUAUUAUUAUUAUUUUCAAUGAAGACAGUGGUUUCAGUCAUGCAACAAAUCUUGUAAUGGUUGCAUUACUCUGGGAGGAAGUGAGGAAGAAACGUGGCUGCCAUUUUCUGGAAAUUAAUCAUUGGUGCUUGCUAAAACUACCUUAAUUAGCCCUGCUCCACACUGACCUAGAACUUCAUAAUGCUGGUACUAGUAGAGCCCUAGCCUACCAUGUACAAAGCAAAACAGCAGUUUGUAUGUCCCUAUUUUUGGUCUACUUGAAUUCACUUUUCUGCAGUGAACUAUUCUAGCAAAAUGUUUUCUGAUCAUGAGGGAAGACACGGAAAAAGGUGAUCGCAAAUUCUGCCUAAACUGGCUGCUAACAUGCAUUUUGAAUGCAGUUUGGGGAGAUUCAAUGACUUAACCUACAAGCUUAACUGUUUGGGUGGAAACCAUGAUUUAGGAGCCCUCCUGCCAAUCUCCCAAUGUUAAGACAGUUGCAAAAUUGAAAAGUAAAGUCACUUCAGAACUUGAUUAACUCUGUUUGCAGGGGAAAAAGUUUCGCUUGGCUUUUCUUAAGUGCACUGGUGGUCCGUUUUCUGCUCUGAAUUAUACCAUAUUUUGAUUGCUGGCUUUCACAAAGCAAAUACUAGGGUGUAUAUACUGCAAGACUCAUCCGGAAACUUUUUUUUUUUUACCUGAAAACUGUAGAAAUUGAAGCUUUUUGCACUGCCUAUACUGUGCAUGGCAGUACAAACCUCAGAACAACAUUCUGAAACUGAAAUAUUGUAACUUGUAAGUAUGUCUAAUUGUCCUGUUAUGUAAUUUUUUAAAAACUUGCAAUUGUGAAACAAACUUUAAAAUCAGUGGUUUUCUCCAAUGGGCAAAACACUUCAUUGUUAUGCUAUUCAAAUAGCUUUAAGUGCUAAGAAAGGGAAGGGGAGUAUGCAUCUUAAAAGAUCUUUGUCCCUUUGUCCCUGAUCUCAGAACAGGAAUUCUUCUGUGUGGUAAAUUAAUAUAUAUGGGUUCUGGGAAUAUUUCCUCAAUUAUUUGUUGACAACUAGCAAGAUGGAAUUUGUAAGGUAACUCUUUUCAACUGUGAAUGUUUAUACCUUACCUAAGGUGAAAAUAUAGUUAAUUUUUUAAUGAAACGUGUUGGAAUAAACUGUUACGUUGUGGGAAUCUCUAGAAUAUAGAAAGAGCAGUUCUGCUUUUAAGUGAGCAAGUCGCUUUAUAUUAAAGUACACGUUCACUAUAAUGUACACAUAGGUAAGUUUGUGACAUACGCCAGAAUUGCAAUUGCGUUGAAAAUACAAGUUUCUGUAUAAUAAAGAUACUUCUUUAUAAAGCA
Molecule: messenger RNA, 4062 nt
Organism: Crotalus tigris (Tiger rattlesnake)
Lineage: Eukaryota; Metazoa; Chordata; Lepidosauria; Squamata; Viperidae
Gene: RFWD3
Product: ring finger and WD repeat domain 3
Exons: 11
Coding region: 879-2567 (562 amino acids)
Biological process (GO): protein ubiquitination; interstrand cross-link repair; double-strand break repair via homologous recombination
Cellular component (GO): nucleus; site of double-strand break
Molecular function (GO): ubiquitin protein ligase activity; protein binding
Source: RefSeq, a predicted model, not a curated record